This is a messenger RNA of Ogataea parapolymorpha DL-1, 363 nucleotides long. RefSeq lists its product as uncharacterized. The transcript is spliced from 2 exons. The record is from RefSeq and is a predicted model, not a curated record. NCBI's taxonomy places the organism in Eukaryota, Fungi, Ascomycota, Pichiomycetes, Pichiales, Pichiaceae. The coding region runs from base 1 to 363 and encodes 120 amino acids.
AUGUCCUCUGAAGAGAUUAAAACCAAAGCCACUGACGCUGUCAACACUGCUGAAACCAAAGUUGACGAGGCCGGCAAAACUGUUACUGACUCUGCUAAAGAAUUCGAGUCCAAAGUUGAAUCCUCUCUUGAGGAUGCUAAGAAGCAAGGCGAGCCUGCUUUGAAUGAUGCCAAGGACAAGGUCGAGACUGCCGUUGACGAUGUGAAGGAUAAGACUUCUAACGCAUUAGGUGAUUCUAAAGACAAGUCUGAGAAUGCUGCCACUAAUGCUGAGGGUCAAGCUCAGGAGACUGCUAAGACUGAGGAGACCAAGACUGGCUUGAAGAAGUAUCUUGCCAAGUUCAAAAAGGUUUUCAACAUCUAA